AUGUUAUUACGAAAGGAUCCAUGUGGAAUUGUAUGUGUAACAUUGACUUAUGCAAUGCUUAUGCAUUGCCUCUAUGUGAUCCUGUUCGUUAUGAUCAUUCCAUUAUUUAAUGACAAUUUUUACGGCACUGUAAAUGGUGUUAUCAUCUGUACACUUGUUUUCCUUGCCAUUCUUUCGCAUGGUCGAGCCGCUUACUUCGAUCCUGGCUUUGUACCGUUAACCCGAAAGCUGACUGAUUCACCCAAUGGGAAAAUAACGGAUAGUAACAAUAGUCUUUUGAAACCCAAUGAAGAGGGAUGGACAGCUUGUAAUCGCUGUGAAAUAUAUCGACCAGCACGUGCACACCACUGCAGAAUUUGUAAACGAUGCGUUCGAAGACUCGAUCAUCAUUGUCCAUGGGUGAAUAACUGCGUUGGUGAAUUCAAUCAAAAGUAUUUCAUCUUGUUCCUUUUCUACAUUGUUGUUUUUCCACAAAAAACCGAAUCUCAAAUUAUUCAUUCCGUUGUCAUAUGCGUUGAAGCCUGCUUGUUCGGUAUAUUUGUCCUAACUGUAUUUGCCGAUCAAGUACAAUCGAUUAUCACUGAUCGAAGUUUAAUCGACACCCUCAAGCUUGAUCAAAAUGCACAAAUGGCACCACAGAUCCUACCACCAAAACGUAUUCUUUUUCGCAAAGUCUUCGGCUCCGCUUUCGUUUAG
Molecule: messenger RNA, 696 nt
Organism: Adineta ricciae
Lineage: Eukaryota; Metazoa; Rotifera; Eurotatoria; Adinetida; Adinetidae
Source: the annotation of a GenBank genome assembly